CGCAGCUGGCUGGGAUGCUGAAGCAGAAGGGCUGAGCCGUGGAUUUAAUGCACCGCGCCCCCGGGAAUUGUUGGUCAACUGGCCCCCUGGAUCCCAGGCUGAACUUUGCCUUGUCCCAGCCCCACCCUCCCCCGCCAGGUCCGGACUGCCGGCCCAUGUCCGCCUGAAAGGUGCCGGGUGUGAGCGAACGGCUCGGGCUGGGGGACGAGCCUGGCUAUGGAAGGCUCCAACGGAUUUGGGAUCGACUCCAUCCUGUCCCACCGAGCGGGGAGCCCGGCGGUGCCCAAAGGAGACCCUCUGAUGGGGGAAUGCAGGUCCCCCCUGGAACUAAGCCCCGGCUCCGAAGUCAGCAGCGGGUGCCCGUCUCCCCACUCGCCGGGGAAGGAAUGCCUGGAGGCGGUGGCCCCCAGGCAAGGGGUGGCCGUGGGCUUGGAAUCUCACCUCCAGCCGGGGCAGGGCUCGGCUCCUUCCCAAUCCAGAACAGUGACCUCGUCUUUCCUAAUCAGGGACAUCCUAGCCGAUUGCAAGCCCCUGGCAGCCUGCGCGCCUUACUCUAGCACCAAUGCACAGAGCGGCCCGGAGCCGGCGGGGCGAAUCCCCGCCAAACCCGGGGAGGACUUUCGAGAGAAAAUGGACAAAAGUAACAGCAACGCCUCGUCGGACUCGGAGUACAAAGUGAAAGAAGAAGGGGACCGAGAAAUCUCCAGCUCCAGGGACAGCCCCCCGGUGAGGCUGAAAAAGCCCCGCAAAGCUCGCACCGCCUUCACCGAUCACCAGCUCGCGCAGCUGGAGCGGAGCUUUGAGAGGCAGAAAUACCUGAGCGUGCAGGACAGGAUGGAGCUGGCGGCCUCCCUCAACCUCACUGACACCCAAGUGAAAACGUGGUACCAGAACAGAAGGACCAAGUGGAAGAGGCAGACAGCGGUGGGACUGGAGCUACUGGCUGAAGCUGGGAAUUAUUCGGCCCUCCAGCGAAUGUUCCCAUCUCCCUAUUUCUACCCGCAGAGCUUGGUCUCCAACCUGGAUCCAGGAGCGGCCCUCUAUCUGUACCGGGGCCCCAGCGCCCCUCCCCCGGCUUUGCAGAGACCUUUGGUACCCAGGAUCCUCAUUCACGGACUGCAGGGGGGUAGCGAGCCGCCCCCACCUUUGCCCCCCCUGGCAGGCGUCCUUCCGCGAGCGGCUCAACCGCGGUGAAGCGCCGACUCCGCAGCAAAGUCCGCUGCCAAGGAAGCCAAGAGGCCCCCUCUGCUCCCUUGCGUAGACCGUCCUGACCAUCAGAAACUGUACACCGAGCUGGGGGAGAGGCGGGCCAGAUCCUUGGCACUUCAACACCCGCCUAGCCACCACACAAAACCAUCGUUCACCCUAAAGGAGCAAGAGAAACUUGGAAAGGAAAAACACAUCAAACGAAAACAUCUUGCGCUAAAAUCUUGCGCGCUCUCGCUCUCAUUUUGCGCUAAAAUCCUGCGCGCGCGCUCUUUCGAUGCGGUUAGUGGUCAGCGCUACCUAACCGGGAAGGGGGUGAGAGCUCGCCUUCCUAGCAAUGGAGAAAGGGAACCCAACAAACAACAAUUCAAACUUCAUGUUCAAACUGGGGGAGGAGGACCGGGGAUGUGGGUGGACGGGACACGCGAUGAGGAAACACACAAAUAGACGAGUCUUUGUGAUGGCCCAGACACAGAGACUAUUAGCUCACUUCAAUAUUGCAGAAUAUCAUCCUCCUUAAAAACAUAGAGGGGCAGAAUUAAACCGCUCCGCGGUGUAUAAUCCCCCCCACACACACACACACAGUUGUUUCGGUCCUUUUAAAAUCUUUUUGCCCAUUGAGGCCUUUCUACCUCCUCCCCCGCUUUCUAGCACUAAAGUUUGCCACACACAAAAAGGCGACUUCGGGUCAGAGAAUACACAAAGAUCGAAUAAAUAAGGAAUCUCCCCAAGUUGCAGAAUUCAGAAACGUUCCUCUUUCAGACGGAGUUAGUUUGAAGAGAGGAACUGAAUUAAUCUAAGCCAUUAAAAAAAAAAGACGCAUUGCAUUUUAAAGGAUCAAUUACAAAACGAGGGUUAUGCCUGAGGAUUCUGUGUGCAAGAGACACGCAGUUAAAAAUAUCCCAGGUUUUGUUUCCACUCAAAAAAUUUACUGCGUUCCAAUUAUAUAGCGGCUUGAAGAUUUAUUUCACCAACAGGACUAGCUCCUUGCCAACUUCAGGGCAGGCUGGAGUUUCCAGUUCCUUGCAGUAGCUUUUAGCACCGUGCUCACGAUUAAUUAACCCUUUCCACUUGACCAACAAUGAGCCCAAUGCAUGGGAUGGGAGAUGGCUUAUGUACAGAACGGCGAUCGCUAGUUAUAAAUCUGAUUAUUAUUUUUAAUGAACAUAAUUUGAAAAAUGACCUGUGACCCAUCCGUGUGUCUGUCACAAACACACUCCCCGGAAAGAAGGAAAGACUUCCCUCAUGCUAAACACACACCUGCCUUCAGUGGUUUUUGCCUGAACAAGGACUGGGGAGGAUGAGGCAAAGGUAUUUGCACAUAAACUAGCUCACCUGAGCAUGGCUUCUAAUUGUUGUUUGUUUGUUCCCAAAGGCGUAUUAUCCAUUCUCCUUUCUGCCAUCCCCUUGCCCGGCUUUGCGCUAGGGCAUCCGGUCCUGGCCUUUGUAAGUAACAAUUCUACUUGUGCAGGAAUCGGGGUAGGUAGGGGGAUGUCCCGGAUGUGCUGACAUGAAACAUACAACACCUGUACCCUAAUCAGAUCCAUAAUGAACCGCUCGGAACUCACCUAUCGGAUCGCAGCGUUACGUAGCGUAAGAGGCGCCCUUUCAUGCUAACCCAAGAGUUCUUAAAAGUAUGUAACUAAGAAAAAAAUUGUAAAUACUUGUGUGCAAAAUGUAUAUGAAUUAUUUAUUUGUGAACCCCGAGGACGUAUUUGUGUAAGUGAUUCUUGUAAGUCUGUAUUCCCGGGUUCUCCUGUCUGGACUUUGCGAGGAAAAAUUCGGCUUUAAAGAGAUCAGAAAAGAAAAACAAAACAAAACUCUCUCUCUCUCUUUUUUUAA
This is a messenger RNA of Chrysemys picta bellii (western painted turtle), 3048 nucleotides long. RefSeq names its product BarH like homeobox 1 (gene BARHL1). Lineage: Eukaryota; Metazoa; Chordata; Testudines; Emydidae. Gene Ontology annotation, molecular function: DNA-binding transcription factor activity, RNA polymerase II-specific; RNA polymerase II transcription regulatory region sequence-specific DNA binding. Gene Ontology annotation, biological process: regulation of transcription by RNA polymerase II. Gene Ontology annotation, cellular component: nucleus. The record is from RefSeq and is a predicted model, not a curated record.